Oryzias latipes (Japanese medaka) is the source of this 1290-nucleotide messenger RNA. It is a transcript of the gene sdsl, whose product is annotated as serine dehydratase-like. Gene Ontology annotation, molecular function: pyridoxal phosphate binding; threonine deaminase activity; L-serine ammonia-lyase activity. Gene Ontology annotation, biological process: L-threonine catabolic process; L-serine catabolic process. The record is from RefSeq and is a predicted model, not a curated record. NCBI's taxonomy places the organism in Eukaryota, Metazoa, Chordata, Actinopteri, Beloniformes, Adrianichthyidae.
UUUUGAAAAUGUUGACCGGAAGUGGUCGAGCUAGCUUAACUUCUAUUUUGCUCAAUGCUACUUGGUAUUUUUAUUUGUAAGGUGCUUAUCAUUACGAAAAUUAGGCGCAUGUUCAAAGCAAAACAUUGAACCUGUCAGAGCUCCCACAGCCUCAGACUUCUCCUCUGAACUGCUUUGAGCUCUAGUGGGGAACAGUGGCACCAUGUCCCAGCAGUUUCACCUGAAUACACCUCUGCUGGAGAGUGUCAACAUGUCCAAGCGAGCAGGCACCACAGUCUACCUGAAGAUGGAGAGUUCCCAGCCCUCUGGUUCCUUUAAGAUCCGGGGAAUCGGACACCUGUGCCAGCAGCUCGCCAGACAAUCUAAAGGAGUCGUCUGCUCUUCGGGUGGUAAUGCAGGUAUGGCUGCAGCCUAUGCAGCCAGGAAGCUUGGCGUGCCCGCCACCAUCGUAGUCCCCGCCUCCACUCCACAGCUGGUGGUGCAGAGACUUAAGGAUGAGGGCGCGGCUGUCAGGAUUGCAGGGAAGGUUUGGGAUGAAGCCAAUGUAGAGGCUCUCAGACUGGCAGAGACGGAAGGGCUGAUGGUUAUUCCUCCGUUUGAUCAUCCUUUACUUUGGCGGGGCCACGCCAGCAUGAUUGCAGAGAUUGCAGCCUCUCUGGGUCCUGGGGCGAAGCCUGGAGCCGUGCUGCUCUCUGUGGGUGGAGGAGGCCUCAUGUGUGGGGUUGUCCAGGGGCUGAGGGAUGUGGGAUGGAUGGAUGUGCCCAUCAUCGCCAUGGAGACAGUGGGGGCCGACUGUUUCAAUGCUGCCGUUAGAGCUGGGAAGCUAGUCACUUUAGACGACAUCACCAGCGAGGCCAAAUGUCUUGGAGCAAAAACGGUCUGCAAACAAGCCUUCGAUUAUAGCCAGUGCCGCGAGCUGACCAUCAUCUCGGAGGUGGUGACGGACCAGCAGGCUCUGCAGGCUGUCCUGACCUUCCUGGAUGAGGAGCGUGUGCUGGUGGAGAUGGCGUGUGGAGCUGCGCUCGCCGCUGUCUAUGGCGGCCUCAUAUGCAGGUUACAGGCUGAAGGUCGCCUACCGACUCCACUGGGCCCCCUGGUGGUAGUAGUGUGCGGUGGCAGCGGCGUUAACAUGGAGCAGCUGACCACACUGAAACAGAAACUACUUUCUUAAAGCAGAAACAUUCAUCCUUUUUUUUUUUAUUAAACAGUAACACAAAGUUGUAGCCGUGUGCACACAGCAGGUGGCUGUAAUGGAUGGAGACCAACCACGCAGCUCCACCCACAAAAAAA